Lutra lutra (Eurasian river otter) is the source of this 2238-nucleotide messenger RNA. RefSeq names its product cell surface glycoprotein CD200 receptor 1-like. The record is from RefSeq and is a predicted model, not a curated record. Gene Ontology annotation, biological process: regulation of neuroinflammatory response. Gene Ontology annotation, molecular function: signaling receptor activity. NCBI's taxonomy places the organism in Eukaryota, Metazoa, Chordata, Mammalia, Carnivora, Mustelidae. Gene Ontology annotation, cellular component: external side of plasma membrane.
CCUCAGUCAAUCUGCUUCCUCCGUGUUCGCUUCACUGCAUACAGGAAAUCUAUUGCUGUGUCAAGUUCCAGAGAAGAGUUUCUUCUGUUCCAACUUACGAAUCAGCCUGAGACACAGAGUGGAAGGAGGAGGUUGGUAGAAAGGGAGUGUCCUGUUGUGGAUGGGCUAAGAGGAUCUAGCUCCGAGCCGCUAACCAGAGAGAGCCCCACCAUGUCCAGAGCUCCUUUCAUACCUGUGUGGAGGCAAAGUACCAAGUAAAGGCAGAAUACGAGAAAUCGGAAAUGCCCUGCACUAGGAGAACUCCUAAACCACGGCUUCUACCGAUUUUGACUGUCUACUUAGCCCUCGAGUGCAUACGUGCAGGAGUGGGAAGUUCUGGGAUACCAGGGAACUCAACAAAGCAGCAAACAGCUUCAACACAUAGUUCAUCUGUGAAAGGAAAGGAGAGAAGCCUCACACUUCCUGCAGAAGCUAACUCUUCUCUGUCCGUACCUGUGGAUACAAAGGCUGUGCUCCAUUGUCCUCCUGACAACUCCACAGCUUUGGUGGUAACAUGGACAAUAAGCCCCAGAGACCAGCCUCCCUGCACUAGAGCCUACAGGAGAGACAACAAUGAGACCAGUGAAAGAAACUGUACUGAUGUGAGAAUAUCCUGGGAGUCCAGACCUGAUCAAAAUCCUGCCCUUCAGAUUGACCCCGUGGCCAUCACUCAUGACGGAUAUUACAGGUGUGAAGUGGCUGCACCUGAUGGGCAUUUUGGUCAUACAUAUUGCCUCCGCGUGUUAGUGCCCCCCAAGGUGACACUGUUUCAAGACAGCAAUGGAACUAUUGUGUGCAGGGCAGCUGCAGGGAAGCCAUCUGCACAGAUCUUCUGGACCCCAGAGGGAGAUUGUCACACUGAGGAAGAACUGCUGGGCAAUGGUACAGUGACCGUCCAGAGUACAUGCCACUGGGAGGGCCGCCAGGUGUCUACUGUGUCCUGCUCUGUCUCCCAUGUGACUGGCAACAAGUUCUUAGAGCUGAAAACAGGUGACCAGUUAUCACCAAACUCUACUUUUUAUAUAACCUCCUUUUUUUGGUUUGCCUUGGUUUUGGUUGCCUUGGUCAUUGUGGGAUCCAUUGGGCUUUGGAAAACCCGUUGCUGCAGAAAAUGCAAAUUAAAAAAAACAGAAGCUACUUCAGUUGUUGAGGAGGAAGAAAUGCAGCCUUAUGCCAGCUACACAGAGAAGAACAAUCCACUCUAUGAUACUGUGAGCAUGAAGUGGUCUCAGGUGUUACAAAGUAAAAUUGAUAGACUGUAUCUCCAUACUUCAUAAGUUUUUGGAUUCUAGCAGCAGAACAAAUGAAUAAAUAUAAGGCAGAGCUACUAUUUUGAUUUUCUUAGAGCUCUAUUAUGGAAAACCUAUUUUGGAAUUAGCUUUUCAAGGAUUCUGAGAAGAUAGAGAUUUUUAAAGAGUUUGGAUACAUAUCCUUUUGUAAUUGAAAUUUUAGAAUAUUAGCUGCUAUUAGCUAGUUCUCUGAAGAACUGAUAUUAUUACAAAGAAAGCAAAUGCUCAUGAUAAAAUAUUCAAAUUAUUUAGUAUAAUAGGUAAUGGAAACUGAGUUUCCUCUAGAAAGAACUCUGUAGAAGGAACAAUCAACAUAUUUUAUGUAUUCUUCCUGAAAAUUUUAUGUAUAUACAUCUGUACACCCAAGGUAUGGGUGUAUAUUCAUAGGUCUAUUUACAUAUAUCUACAAAUAUCCUUGCUAAGACACAAAUGGGAACAUAUCACGAUGCUCUUCUGCACUUAUAGAGAGCUAAUAAUAUGAUAGGUCUUGGAGAUCUUUUAUAUCAAAGAAACAGAGCUACCUCAUUCUUUUUAAUGGUUAUACAAUUCCAUUGUAUGGUUAUGUCAUAAUUUAAUUAACUACAGUCCUAGUGAUAGACAUUUAGAUUCCUUUAAGUUUUGUUUGUUUCAGUAUUAUAAGUAAUACCACAUAGAAUGUUUCUUGUAGAAAGAUCUCUUUGUAUUUGUUUAAGUAUAUUUAUGGAAUAAAUAUAGUGGAAUUUCAGGUCAAAAGGGUUUGUGCAUUUUUUUUUAUUGAAUUGGUAUGUCAAAUUGUAUCAAUUUACAUUCCCUUCAAACGUGUUUGAAUGUGCCUUUCCAUAUACUGUUAUUUAGUAUCUACCAAUUCCCACUUCUUGUUUUUAACUAAUGUAAUAUAUGAUUAUAAUAAAAAUUACACUGUUUGACGAAA